Molecule: messenger RNA, 3455 nt
Organism: Cynara cardunculus var. scolymus (artichoke)
Lineage: Eukaryota; Viridiplantae; Streptophyta; Magnoliopsida; Asterales; Asteraceae
Product: E3 ubiquitin-protein ligase UPL1-like
Exons: 13
Coding region: 46-3111 (1021 amino acids)
Biological process (GO): positive regulation of protein catabolic process; proteasome-mediated ubiquitin-dependent protein catabolic process; protein polyubiquitination
Molecular function (GO): ubiquitin-protein transferase activity
Source: RefSeq, a predicted model, not a curated record
CGUGCACAGAGGGUUGCACAUCAGGCUGAAGGGCAACCUGUGGAUAUGGAUAAUGCUUCAAUUAUAGCUACUUUUCCAGCUGAUUUGCGUGAAGAGGUGCUAUUGACGUCUUCAGAGGCAGUUCUUUCAGCAUUGCCCUCUCCGUUGCUUGCUGAAGCACAAAUGCUCAGGGAUAGAGCUAUGAGUCACUAUCAGGCUCGUAGUUUGUUUGGAAGUAGCCACAGAAUCAAUAACCGGAGAAACGGCUUGGGAUUUGAUAGGCAGACAGUAAUUGAUAGGGGUGUUGGUGUUACAAUAGGACGAAGAACAUCUUCUGCUCUUCUUGAAAGGUUGAAAAUGAAGGAAGUUGAGGGGGAGCCGCUUUUAGAUCCUGAUGCAUUGAAAGCGUUGAUCAGGCUCCUACGAUUAGCGCAGCCCCUUGGGAAAGGCCUUCUGCAAAGACUUUUCCUGAACUUAUGUGCUCAUAGUUGUACAAGGGCAAUUCUUGUUUUUCUGCUACUGGACAUGAUCAAGAUGGAGACUGAAGGCCCUGUAGGUGGGUUGACAACAGUAAAUUCUCAGAGGCUUUAUGGGUGUCUGUCUAAUGUUGUUUAUGCCCGGUCACAGCUCUUAGAUGGUCUUCCACCUCUAGUACUGCGUCGGGUCCUUGAAAUUUUGACGUACUUGGCUACAAAUCAUUCUUCUGUUGCUAAUUUGUUGUUCUAUUUUGAUUCUUCACUUGUUCCGGAAUCCUUGAAUCUCAAAUACCAUGAUAGGAAGAAUGAUAAGGGAAAAGAGAAAGUUAUUGAAGGAGGAGACAUCUCUCGUCCUGUUGGAUUGGAGGGUGAUAUUCCUAUGUUAUUGUUUGUAAAGCUCUUGAAUCAGCCGCUUUUCCUUCGCAGUAUUGCUCAUCUCGAACAGGUCAUGGGACUGCUUCAAGUKGUUGUAUACACUGCUGCUUCAAAGUUAGAUUGUCAAUCGCAAGCUGAACAAGCAGUGACCAAUUCCCAAGGUCUGCCUGGCAAUGAAGCUGCUGAUCAUCCUCAAGGAGAUUCUUCCUCAGCAGGAGCAGAACCUAGUCAGGAUGAUAAAAGUGUCGGUGAUGGAUUAUCUACGUCAGAUGACCAGAAAAGCGUCAAUAUGCAUGAUAUCUUCAUGAAGCUACCACAAACUGAUCUGCAUAAUCUAUGCAGCCUUCUUGGUCAUGAGGGGCUAUCAGAUAAAGUGUACCUGCUUACUGGGGAAGUUCUAAAGAAGUUGGCCUCAGUUGCUCCCUCGCAUCGGAAGUUCUUUAUUGUAGAGCUUUCAAAUUUAGCUCAUAGUCUGAGCAGUUCCGCCAUCCGAGAACUCAUCACGCUAAGAAACACACAUAUGCUGGGUUUGAGUGCUGGAUCCAUGGCUGGGGCUGCUGUUCUAAGAAUCCUGCAGACACUUAGUUCUCUCACUGUAUCUGGUGUUGAUGGCAGUAAGGAUGUGAAGAAUGAUGACAAUCAGGAGCAUGUUACCAUGUGGAAAUUAAAUGUUUCACUUGAGCCUUUGUGGCAAGAAUUGAGUGAGUGUAUAAGUGUGACAGAAACACAGCUGACCCAUAGCUCUUUUUCUUCGGUUAUGUCAAAUGCCAAUGCGGGAGAGCAUGCUCAGGGUUCUUCAUCUCUAUCUCCUCCUCUCCCCCCUGGAACUCAGAGGCUUUUGCCUUUCAUUGAGGCCUUUCUGGUCCUCUGUGAAAAGCUUCAAGCAAACAAUACUCUUUUGCAGCAAGAUGAUGCCUAUGCAACCGCAACAGAAGUGAAGGAGUUCUCUGGAAAUUCAUCACCAAAUGGGGUGGAUUCUCAGAAGUGGAUUGAUGGUGCUGUGACAUUUGUGAGGUUUGCUGAGAAGCAUCGGCGGCUUUUGAAUGCUUUUGUCAGGCAAAAUCCUGGCUUGUUGGAGAAGUCACUUUCUAUGAUGCUGAAAGCUCCGCGGUUAAUUGAUUUUGACAACAAAAGGUCUUAUUUCCGUUCUAGAAUCAGGCAGCAGCAUGAUCAACACUUAACAGGACCACUGCGGAUAAGUGUUCGACGGGCAUAUGUUUUAGAAGACUCCUACAAUCAGUUGCGAAUGCGACCCACUCAGGACUUAAAAGGUCGUUUAAAUGUUCAUUUUCAAGGCGAAGAGGGUAUUGAUGCUGGUGGUUUGACAAGAGAAUGGUAUCAAUUGCUGUCGAGGGUAAUAUUUGACAAAGGAGCUUUGCUUUUUACCACUGGAGGAAACAAUGCAACCUUCCAGCCAAAUCCUAAUUCUGUUUAUCAGACAGAGCAUCUUUCUUACUUCAAAUUCGUGGGCCGUGUGGUUGCUAAAGCUUUGUUUGAUGGGCAACUGUUGGAUGCUUACUUCACCCGAUCUUUCUACAAACAUAUCCUUGGUGUGAAGGUAACAUAUCAUGAUAUAGAGGCUGUUGAUCCUGACUAUUACAAGAACUUGAAGUGGUUGCUGGAUAACGAUGUAAGUGACAUCCUCGACCUUACAUUUAGCAUGGACGCUGAUGAAGAAAAGCACAUCCUCUAUGAGAAAACAGAGGUUAGCGAUUAUGAGCUCAAACCGGGUGGACGGAAUAUACGGGUAACGGAAGAAACAAAGCACGAGUAUGUGGAUCUUGUUGCUGAACAUAUAUUAACAAAUGCGAUACGACCUCAAAUUAAUUCCUUUUUGGAGGGUUUUAAUGAGUUGAUACCACGUGACCUCAUUUCUAUUUUCAACGAUAAAGAGCUUGAGUUGCUGAUCAGUGGACUUCCAGAAAUCGAUUUGGAUGAUCUGAAGGCCCACACUGAAUAUACCGGAUACACAGUUGGUUCUAAUGUUGUUGUGUGGUUUUGGGAGGUUGUGAAAGCAUUUAACAAGGAAGAUAGGGCGAGAUUACUUCAAUUUGUGACGGGUACAUCAAAGGUUCCUUUGGAAGGUUUUAAAGCAUUGCAAGGUAUAUCUGGUCCACAAAGAUUUCAAAUUCACAAAGCUUAUGGAGGUCCAGAGAGGCUGCCAUCGGCUCAUACCUGUUUCAACCAAUUAGAUCUUCCCGAAUACCCGUCAAAAGAACAGCUUCAGGAACGAUUACUACUUGCUAUCCACGAAGCUAAUGAAGGGUUCGGGUUUGGAUAGAGAUAUCGGGCUGGUUGCUUCACUUUAUUUCAGCCAUUCUUCAUCUAUCGACUAAAGGGAACUCACAAUCAUAUUUAAGAAUUUGAAGAGCGAGAAAAGAUGGUGUUUUUGGUCAUGUGGAAAUGCAAUGCCGUCUUCUGGGUUUGUUUUCGGACUAGAAUAAAACAGAUGAAACUUGAAAACAGGAAAAGAUCGACAGGCUUCAUGUAAAUCGUAGCUUUUUUUGGUUGGUUCGUAGCUCUUAGCUGAUUCGGUUUUGUGAUUCAUGUUACCAAGUAUUUGAAGCUUUUAGAAAACCUUCCAUUUCUAUCUUUGUUUUCUUUGCACACCAGUUAAACCCAAAA